ACCAACGUUCACAACAUGAGGAGCUUUAAAAAGGGGAAAUGUUGUUCUAAUCAGACUGUAACAUCAGUCAGUGGAUCCUCCUGCAGACUCAACACAACAACGUCUGCAGCUCAGAGGCUGCUGAUCAGCACAGACGAGAUGAAGGUUCUUCUGGUCGUCUCCGUCAUGUUCGCUCUCCUCCAUCUGGGGCAACAUGAACCUUGUAACUCUCCACUUGACAACAAUGCGUACAACAAAUUUGUGAAGAAACACAUCGUUCAUACGGCCUUUGACAGAACAUCAACCACUAAAUGGCAGAAGUACAUAGACAAGAAAAAGCUCUGCGACAUUAAGAGAUCGAAGCAGACCUUCUUCGAGAAGAAGGAUCAGGAAACAGUCAACGCGAUCUGCAUCAACGGGGGCACUCAGGUACAGGCCAGCUACCAGCCAGAAGAUCCGAACCUAAAGAACUUAUGCAUCAGUAAUACUGAGAUGAAUAUGACUUUAUUGAAAAUCAACAACAAUUGCAAGGUUACAUCGGCUACUCAGGAAUGUAAAAAAGUGAUCGUGGGUUGUAAUAAAUUCGACAAAGGGUGCCUUCCUGCACACUUUGAGAAAAAUAAAGGGCAAAAAUCAAAUGGUAAGAAGUGCAGUGGAGGCCGAGUUUCUGGACUUGUUUAACGUUGGAUCCCAGUCGUCGGCCCGUUGUUGAGCUGACAGCUAAAACCUCUUUCAGGCUCAUAGUUGAAGCCUUCAUGCUUUUAUACUCUGUGUGAAAUGUCUGAUUGUGACACUUGCUGAUAAUGAUCCACAUCAACAGGCUGCAUGUCUACAUGACUCACUUUUCCACCAUGAGUUGACUUUGUAUUUGUCUCCCUUCAGCUUCGCAAGCUUUCUUCCUGCAUUAAACAUGUGAACUUGCAGCAUCAUCAUUGCUGCUCCAAACUGUCUGUAGCAGCUCAGAAAUAAAAGCAUUCAGUAAAAACGUC
Molecule: messenger RNA, 968 nt
Organism: Gasterosteus aculeatus aculeatus (three-spined stickleback)
Lineage: Eukaryota; Metazoa; Chordata; Actinopteri; Perciformes; Gasterosteidae
Source: RefSeq, a predicted model, not a curated record